Molecule: messenger RNA, 3164 nt
Organism: Dunckerocampus dactyliophorus (ringed pipefish)
Lineage: Eukaryota; Metazoa; Chordata; Actinopteri; Syngnathiformes; Syngnathidae
Product: cytospin-B-like
Exons: 14
Coding region: 1430-3106 (558 amino acids)
Molecular function (GO): protein binding
Source: RefSeq, a predicted model, not a curated record
AAAAGGAGCCGCAUAGACCCCUGUUUAUUGGUGAGACUGAGGUGGAGAGGGUGAAAACCUUCAAGUUCCUUGGCACACACAUCAGCGAGGACCUCACCUGGUCUCACAACACCCAACAAAUUCUGAAGAAGUCCCAAAGGAGACUGUACUUCCUGAGAAGACUGAGGAAAUUUGGCAUGUCCACCAAAAUCCUGAGUUGCUUCUACAGAUGCACUAUCGAAAGUGUCCUUACCGCCUCCAUCACUGUUUGGUACGGUAACUGUACAACACGUGAUAGGAAGGCACUCCAGCGGGUGAUCAAGACCUCACAGAACAUUGUUGGGGCAGCCCUCCCCUCACUGCAAGACAUUUAUACAUCUAGAGUCCUACGCAGAACACACAACCUCAUCAAGGACAGCACACAUCCACAACACUCAUUAUUCACACUCCUACCGUCAGGCAGACGCUACAGGAGUUUGAAGUCCAGGACCACAAGGCUGGCAAACAGCUUUUACCCACAGGCCAUCAGGCUUCUCAAUGAAGCACUCAGACACGCCACACGCAACACACACUCAUAGCACUUUAUUUAUUUAUUUAUUUAUUUGUAUUAUUUACUUGCAUUAAUGUCUCUUCUGUUGUUGUUGCUUAAUUUCUUGGUAUUUAUGUAUAUGUGUUUAUGUUUCUUAUGUUCUUAUUCUUUCUUGUGUUUUUCUUUCUUUUCCUUGGGAGAAUGAACAGAAUAAGAUUUUCAUUGCAUGGUAUAACUGCUGUUUUACCAUGCACAUGACAAUAAAACUCUCUUGAAUCUCUUGAAUCUCUUGAAUGUGCAUCGUCCAAUGGAUAGCAAGAAUCGUCCCAGACAUAUCCGGGUAAAGACGACGUUAUUUGAUUGGACUCCGAGAGUGAAAUUGUAAAGCUAGCAAAACUGCACCUGUAGUGUAUCAGUCUGUUAUUUCGGGUUUUUGUGAUAAAAAAUGGGUUUUAGUCGUGGAUAUACUUUAUACUAGUGUACUAAUAUGACUUAUUGCUGUAACUGAGAAGCACACUUAAUUGAACAGCAGUCAUUGAACUCAACAGCCUGCUGGUUCAUGGAGAUGGAUGAGUGGUCGCUGAGUUGAUGGAGGGAUGUAUAAGUGAUCUGACAGAGGACAUCUCAGAGGAGCUGAAGGUGUGCAUGAUUCUGCUGCUGGAUUUCCUACAUCCCAAAGGAGAAGAAGAAGAUGCAGCUGCAGGGAACUGACGUUAACUUCUCGAUGGCGCCUCCACCUCCAAAGCUUUGUGCACAUUUGAGGAACAAUGCGCGUCAUCAACACUGCUCGACGUGUGCGUGCCUGAUUUCGGAGUGGGCGGAGCAAAACCUGCAGACUUUUGGACGCUUGGCCGGAAGACGUGCAGCUGUGGCAGAUUGGCUCCCUCCUGUGCAGACAUAGUCAUCAAUCUCUGCAUCAUCAUGGGGAAUACCAACGGCCACUCCUCAGGAGGAUCUCCUUUAGAUUUAUUCCAAACUGCUCCUACGACACCAUCAGAGGCAGAUCUGUCCGCCUUGGCUUUAUCCGUCUGCUCCUCCUCCAGCAAGACGCAGACACCCUCAAUAGACAUGGCGGCGCACGCUUCUCUCGCCACCACCUUUGCAGUUACAGACUGGGCACAGAAGCUGUCUCCUCCUUCCGAGUGGGCAGUCAUAAGCGUAGACAGCGUCGUGUCUCCAGAGACAAACAUAAGUGAUGAAGUAGCGGGACACGAAGAGGCGAGGGCGGUGAGUCUGCCCAGCCUGUCAUCAGUACCUGCGUCCAGGGCGUGGCCUUCGGAGCAGAGUUGGCAGGAGAGGGACAGCGGGUUGGAGCCUCAGGCUGCAGCGGAGACGUCUGCAGAGGAUCUGUCCCUGAGCUUCCAUGGCCUGGUGGAGCGGUACAAGACCUCACUGGGCAUCAGCCCCAGCACUUCUAUGGGAGCUGAAGAACUGCUCAGACAUUUCAUAGCCGAGAGAGACAGACUCACCGACGAGGUAAACAGCCUGCGAGAGAUGCUGAAGGCUGAGAGGUUAGAAUGGCAUCGGUUCCAGUGUGACAUGCAGAUCGCCGUGUCGGUGGCCGAUCGUCUGCGAGCGGAAUCGGAGCAGGCCCUAGCUGUGCUCCAGGGCAAACACAGGAGCGUGCAGAACCAGCUGGCUCAGGCCCACAGCAGACGGCAAGAGACCGAGCGAGAGCUUGAACGUGUACGGUCCGAACAAAGAGACGUGUGCACGAGACUGUCUGCACUUGAAGUGCAGCAGCAGCGUGAACAAGAAAUGGAAGACACAACAGCAGCCUGCGGAGAAACGCCAGAGACACAAGACUCUGAGAAGGUUCGAGGGAUGGAGAUAGAAAAUGCUACGCAGGAAGAUGAAGUGACAGUGGUUAAAGGACAAAAAGAGGAGCCUGAAACUAAUGAUGAGACUUCUGGAAAAAGCUUCCAGCUGACAGGAAAGGGUAUAGCAGAAGGAUACCUUCGAAGUUUGGCUGCACGGGAGAAGAAAAAAGAAGGACGGAGUCAAAGUGAGCCAAGGAAGAUCGUCAUGUUGUCUGAAAGAUCUUGGAGUAUGUCACGCCUUCCACUGCCAGCUGACGCCGUUAAUAAUAACAACACGAGCUCAACGUUGCCAUCAUGCAAGAAAGAGGAGCCAACACGAGCGAGAAAUACGACUCACGGUUUGAAACGUGUGGACAGCUGCUCUAGCUUUCAUGCAGGGAAACGGGAUGAAAACCCAAAUUCAGAUACUAUUAAACCUCAGGACAGAGUCCGCUCCGUGCCUCGGCGUCACGGUGGCUCCAGAAGAAACUCCCUGCUCUUCUGGUGUCAAAGUCGUACUCAAGGGUAUCAGAAUAUUGAUAUCACAAACUUCAGCACCUGUUGGGAGGAUGGUUUGGCCUUCUGUGCGGUCUAUCACACUUACCUGCCCACUCACAUCCCGUACAACAGCCUCAACCCAGCAGACAAGAAAGGAAAUUUGGAGCUUGCUUUUAAGACGGGAGAGUCUGUUGGAAUCACAGCCACUCUGUCUACGGAGGAGAUGCUGAAGUCAGAUGGUCCAGACUGGCAGAAGGUUCUGGGCUACGUGGAAAGCAUAUUUCAUCAUUUUGAGAAGUGAGGUACCAUCUCCGCUGCCUGCGUCGAAACCCUGUGUUUGCAAUAAGACUGUAAAACUA